GAUUACUGAUCAAAUUCUGUUAUUGUAAUCUCUUUUCAUUUCAUUUCUUUUUCUUUUUCCUUCGUUUUUUCUGGAGUAUGAAAUAUUAAUUAGCAUGCCAGCCAGUAUUCUUGCAGAAUAAUCUUCACGAAGUUGGUUCAGGUAAUUUCAUUGAAAGGGUCUAGAGAAAGCUCGUGACUUCUUUUUGGAUACGUCCAGAACUGGCUCUAAUAUUCUAAGGAUUGCAGCCAACAGCCAAUUUACCUAAACAUCAACACCUCACUAGUCCCCAAAAAACACCAAAAAUGUCAGGAGUAACCCUUGCAGUGGCUCCACGGUCGGAGCCGGACACCACCACCACCACCACCGACAAAAACCGAUCGAAGCGACCACCAGAGCAGCCGCUCCUCGCUGACCGCGGCGGCGUAAUGGGGUCACUACGCAUCAUAGAGCUCCAGCUAGUGGCCUUCAUUAUGGUGUUCUCAGUGAGCGGCCUUGUCCCGCUUCUAGACCUUGUCUUCCCAGCGUUCACCACCGCUUACCUUUUCGCCCUCACCCGCUUCGCCUUCCCCUCCCACGGCCACGUCGCUUCGGCCUCCAAAGAGAUCUUCCAGGGAAGCAAGCUGUUGAGGUUUUACGUGAUCAUGGGAACUACCAUUGGGCUGUUCUUGCCCUUGGCUUACGUGCUUGGCGGCUUCGCGAGAGGCGACGAGCGCGCCGUUCGGUCGGCGACUCCUCACCUAUUCCUGCUCUCGUUUCAGAUUCUGACUGAGAAUAUCAUCAGUGGUUUGUCGUUGUUUUCGCCUCCUGUUAGGGCUGUGGUUCCUGUGCUUUACACUGUGAGGAGGAUCUUUGUCAUCAUUGACUGGACUAAGGAUGUUUGGGUUAACAAAACUCUUCCUCCAAACGCACAACUCAAGGAGGUGGCGUGGUAUUGGUUUGGAAGGUGCUUGGCGAUGUCUAAUUUGGUCUACUUUUCGAUAAAUCUGUUUGUGUUUUUGAUUCCUCGGUUCCUUCCAAGAGCUUUCGAAAGGUAUUUCAAGGAAAGGGAUGAGGUUCAUGACAAGAUGGCCGAGGACAAGCGACCUGCGGCCAUGAAUAAGUCUCAGCCUACGGAUAAGAAAGCUAAUUAA
Molecule: messenger RNA, 1112 nt
Organism: Morus notabilis
Lineage: Eukaryota; Viridiplantae; Streptophyta; Magnoliopsida; Rosales; Moraceae
Exons: 3
Coding region: 285-1112 (275 amino acids)
Source: RefSeq, a predicted model, not a curated record